Molecule: messenger RNA, 2287 nt
Organism: Saccoglossus kowalevskii
Lineage: Eukaryota; Metazoa; Hemichordata; Enteropneusta; Harrimaniidae
Product: mRNA decay activator protein ZFP36L2-A-like
Molecular function (GO): mRNA binding; metal ion binding
Source: RefSeq, a predicted model, not a curated record
UUUUGACAGGUCCUAUUCACAUUGAGAACGUAACUCCGCCCCCCUUGUCACUCAUUAAUCACUGUCUGUGUUAUCUCAAUCACACAUCGUUCGCGCAACUGUCUAGAAAAGGAACGAAGGACUUGAGGUACAGUUAGUCGAUCGGUCUGUUCUCCUCGUGCCACUUCAUGCUAAACAGUCCAGUACUCCGAACACUAUGUCUACCGCACUGGUUUCUGCUUUCUACGAUGUUGGCGAUGUUCUUUACAAGCAAAACAGUAGAAUACAACUAAGGACUGACAAGAAAGCAGUUGGGUCACCGAUCGGCAAUUUUAUGCAACGUCGGAACUCUGCGAGUGCGGCGCUAUGUAAUCCACUCAGCAAUAACACGUCUUCCACAACACUGCUUUCGGGUCUUACCGAGUCGUCUUUCCUCGACAACAAGGAAAAUAAACAGCGGGAUCGUGCCUUUAGUGAAAGCGAUGGAAAUAAAAGAAAUCAAGUCAACUCCAGCCGUUACAAGACAGAACUUUGUCGACCGUUUGAAGAAAACGGAACAUGCAAGUAUGGCGACAAGUGCCAAUUUGCCCAUGGCGACCACGAGUUGCGAGGGUUGAGUCGCCAUCCAAAGUACAAGACCGAACUUUGCCGUACAUUCCACACUAUCGGAUUCUGUCCAUAUGGACCACGAUGUCACUUUAUUCACAACGCCGAAGAGAAAAGAACACCACAUCAGAAUGUGCAACAAAAUAAUCACCGAAACGCUACAAUGACACGCACCAUCGAACGACCAAAAACUUUAUUCCACAGUCUGAGUUUCAGUGGUACUCCGAGUAGUGACUUUGCCCCGUCUCCUACUUACGAUCUCAGUCCAAAUUCACAGACACCACCACCAACGUUCUUUCCCGAUGAUGGCAUCCAGCUUAACUUCAACACUACCGCCAACUCUCUGAACAACAAUAUGAAGAAUAACACCUACAAUUUCUCGUGCCAACAAGAUUUACCACCACUGAUGAUGCCUAUGUCGCCCACCAUCGUCAGCCAGAACAGCCCUUACAUCACAACAGCAACGCCUUCCCCUCCACUGCCUCUCAGUCUCAACGACAAUCUACAAGACUUGAUGCCAGAUAACCUGAAUAGUGUUUUCUACAGUGACGAUGGUAGUUUGUCCCCAACUCCCGAAUCUCUUUCAGAUCAGGAGUCGCUGGGUUCCGUGGGUUCCGGGUCUCCAGGCCUAGAUCAACGCCGACUGCCAAUUUUUAGUCGUCUUUCGAUCGACGAGUAAACGCACUUUUCAAGGAAGUUCUAACCUUGUUAAAAAAUAACACGCCUUAUUUCCAAAAAGACUUAAAAUAUUCUACUACCAAACUAAAAACUUUGUAAGACUUUUUGAGAGUUAAAUUAAUAAUUCUUCUGAUUAUUUAUUGUUAUUUGGUUGAGUUGAGAUAAUGGGCUCUCGAGCGUUUCUGCUUGAUAUGCUAAUUUUGUACUGGGGUCGAGAACAACGUGUUCAGGGGGCCAAAACAAGUGUUUUUACAUUGCACUGAGUUACUAAGUAACUCGGCUUUGGCCAAAUGAAGUGCUUUCUUACUCGGAAAAAAACUUUAUUUUGACUGUACUAUGUUUAUAACGACGGUUUUAUUAUUUUAAUGCAGAGCAUGAAGAUUUUUAUAUUAUCUACAUUAUUAUUGGUUACCCCAUAAACACAAAGUGUAUGGUUUAUGGUGGUGUAUUUAAGUUAACAGGCCUUAUUUAUUUGAAGUAAGCAUUUUUUGGUAAAUUUAUAAUGCCUCCUAUUUAUCGGGUUCCAUGUGGGACAUAGAUAUAUAUUAUAAACUUUGUUAAAUUAUGAUUGUGAAUUGAAAUGGACAGAGACUGGAGUGUCAUGUAUUUCUCGUAUAUUUCAAGAAACACUUAUUAUUAAUAAUAUAUUAUUAUGUGUAACUUUGAUAUUUCAUGUUCUUUUUUUAUCAAGAAUCAAGAAGUUUUGCUAAUAUUGGCAAGCAAAGUAAUUUUUGGACACUAUUGCAAUAGUUACAUGUUCCCAACAUUUCGAUGCCAAGUUUUGUAGAAUAUAAAAAAAGAAUGUUGGAUAUGAACAGUGUUUUCUGAAUAGUUUUACUAUAUUUGGUGUUAUUACAAUUUUUACUGAAAGACGAAAUAAUGUUGGGUACAUGGUAUUCCAGACUAAAAAACUUGUCACUUUUUUCCAGGUACUUCCAUUUAUUUGUAUGUGUAUUUUUUCAAAAUGAAAUCUAUCACGAGUGCCUUGAUUAAAGGAAACGCAAUGCUUUAUUACAAGUAAAAA